Scatophagus argus is the source of this 1026-nucleotide messenger RNA. RefSeq names its product melatonin receptor 1Bb (gene mtnr1bb). Gene Ontology annotation, cellular component: membrane. NCBI's taxonomy places the organism in Eukaryota, Metazoa, Chordata, Actinopteri, Scatophagidae. Gene Ontology annotation, molecular function: melatonin receptor activity. The record is from RefSeq and is a predicted model, not a curated record. Gene Ontology annotation, biological process: G protein-coupled receptor signaling pathway. The transcript has 4 exons. Bases 1 to 1026 code for a protein of 341 amino acids.
AUGACCAACACAAGGCCACCAUGCUCUACCAUCCACACCAACAAGGAUGUGUCCAGCAUAACAAAACAUGUGAGUCUUGUCACAAUCAGAGAUCAAGUUGCUGUAAUAAUAGAAGUUCUCUCUGUGUCUUCCUCUCCAGGUAAUGUGUUUGUGGUGAGUUUGGCAUUUGCUGACCUUGUGGUAGCCUUCUACCCUUACCCCCUGGUUCUCUAUGCUCUCUUCCAUGAUGGAUGGGCACUGGGAAACACUCAGUGCAUGGUCAGUGGUUUCCUUAUGGGGCUGAGUGUCAUUGGUUCUAUUUUUAACAUAACUGGGAUUGCGGUGAACAGAUACUGCUACAUCUGUCACUCAUUCUCCUACAGUCGGCUGUACAGCUAUCGCAACACUCUGAUGUUUGUUGCCUUAAUUUGGGUGCUCACAAUAGUGGCCAUUAUCCCCAAUUUCUUUGUUGGUUCCCUACGCUAUGACCCACGGGUCUACUCCUGCACCUUUGCCCAGAAUGUCAGCAGUUCCUACACAGUGGCGGUGGUGGUGGUUCACUUCUUGGUUCCCAUUGCAGUGGUUACCUUCUGUUACCUACGCAUCUGGGUACUUGUGAUUCAGGUGCGGCGUAAGGUGAAAACAGAGGAGAGCCCUCGCCUCAGACCAAGUGACUUGCGGAAUUUCAUCACCAUGUUUGUGGUCUUUGUGCUGUUUGCCAUCUGCUGGGCUCCACUUAACCUGAUCGGUUUGGCGGUGGCCAUAGAUCCAUCCCAUGUGGCACCCCUUAUCCCCGAGUGGCUUUUUGUGGUCAGCUACUUCAUGGCCUAUUUCAAUAGCUGUCUGAAUGCCAUCAUCUAUGGCUUACUCAACAGGAAUUUCAGGAAUGAGUACAAACGCAUUGUCACCUCCGUGUGGGUGACUCGGCUUUUUGUGACAGAGACUUCACGAGCCGCCACUGAUGGCAGGAGCAUGAGGAGCAAGCAGUCGCCGCCUCCACCACUGAACAACAACGAGUCCGUCAGAGAUCGCACAAACAAAGAAUAA